This is a messenger RNA of Amborella trichopoda, 1489 nucleotides long. RefSeq lists its product as uncharacterized. NCBI's taxonomy places the organism in Eukaryota, Viridiplantae, Streptophyta, Magnoliopsida, Amborellales, Amborellaceae. Gene Ontology annotation, molecular function: protein binding. The record is from RefSeq and is a predicted model, not a curated record.
GUGGUGCUCGACAUGCAGCGCUCGUCGACUAAGAUUCUUUGACUGAAACAAAAAAAAAAGAAAAAAAAAAGGGCAAUUCAGGGAAAAUAUUGCUCUCAAAGUCUGAAGGAAAUAUUCCCAGACCCGUUGCUUCGAAGUCUUAAAGGUUGUUAAUGCCGACUCUCUAUUCUUGAUUAUGGCCUCUCUCUGCCACUGCAACUAUCAACUGGAUCGAAGUUGCAAAAAUUUUCAAUUACCAAUUACGGUCGCCUUUUACAUGCUCUGCUUCCUCCGAAGGAGGAAUGUAAAGUGCAACUAAUCUCUGCACAUUCCUAUUUCUAUGCUGCAAUCUCUCUGCAUGUUCCUUGCUUGGAGCGUUCGGAAACUCCACUCAUGCAGUGUUAAUCUAUACUUCAUUUAAAUGGUUAAACCGAAGCGCAAAAAGCUAGGGGCAAUUGCUCCAAACCACACCACAGUGUCGAAGGGGUUGCAGCCUCAAAACUCAGAACUCAAUGCAGAGUCAGAAGAAGAGAAUGAUUGGGUUAAAGUAAAAAAACAAAGAAUCACAAUUUUGCUUCCCCCUUUACCAGUAAGUGCAAAACCACCUCCUCAAGCCUCAAGAAACAAGAUCACAAGAGCCAGAUCGAGAACUGCUAAGAAUAGACCCAAAACUGCAAGCAAACAUGUAAAAAAGGAUCUUAGCAUUAAAGAGAAGAAAUCCAAGGUGGGUUAUUUGGAAGGGGCAAAAUCGCUUAGAAAUGAGCAAACAAAGUCUUCUGAAAUCCACAUUAGAGAAGCAUCAAUUAAUCCCUCAGCAAAGCAGCCAUUAUUGACAGGUGGAUCAGCCAAAGUAAGGAGAAUAACACAAGAAGCAAAUAGGAGGAUAGGUAUUGGUGAAAGUAUACCACCUUCUCCACAUCUUAAGCUCCGCAAUGGUGAUGCCUUGGUUUCAGAAGUAAAAUGUUGGAAUCCUAGAUCACAGAAGAAUAUUAUAGGAUUGCGAAAAGAAAGCACUCUACCAAAAUCAGUGAAUCAUGGGUUUCCUGGUUCUUGCCCAUGCAUUUAUGAGCGCAGAGAAGUUAGUGGGGGUCCAGACUUCAUCAAUAUAGGUGCUUUGGACAACCAGAGUAGGCGAGUGCAGAACAUUGAAAGGAAGCUUGAAAGGGCUGGGGGUAUGAGCAAAUGGCUUUCAUCACUGGGCUUGGACCGGUUUGUUGAGCUGUUCCACACACAAAAGAUUGAUGGGAUUCAGUUGUUGGAGUUAACCAUGGCCAAGCUAAAAGACAUGGGUGCAAAUGCUGUUGGACCAAGGAGAAAACUGAUACAUGCAAUUGAUAAUCUUAGCCAGCCGUAUUAUUACAAGGCAUCUAAUGCCUAAUAUAUCCUGAUAUGCGUCCCAAUGUGAUACGAAUCAGAUCUCAAAUGGUAACCGUUUUUGCCUUCUCCCUGUGUACAUAUGAAUUGUCAAUGUAAAAAGGUUUUUUAUACGAUCGAUUAUGAUUCCUUAUAA